GAACACUGAGGGAAGUUCAGCGCCAAACCACAAGAAGAAUGAAAACCCAGGACUUCCUCACGGGUACCAGCUUCCAUUUCAAUUUGGGGAGAGAGUAAAAUCUGCCCAAGGGUAGAAGUUGGAGAACUUCCUGCUGGUUCGGAUUGCAGAGAGAGAGCUUGUGCUUCAUCUUCACCCUAGCACCAGAGCUCAGAGAGAGCAGGGGUGAGUUCAGGAGACGCAGGGACAGAGCGCUUUCCUGAACACUGGCCCCGUGGCCUCCUGGCUUCCCGUUUUGAGAGCAGACAGCCAUCAUGGAACCCAAACCUCAGAAGAGUCCAGGCAAACAAUUUACAUUUUAUUAUGAAAAUGAAGUCUGCAAACAAGAUUACUUUAUUAAAUCACCACCUCCUCAGCUUUUCUUCUCUGCGACCUCUUGGAAAAAGCGGUUUUUUGUUCUGUCAAAGAAUGGAGAAAAGGGCUUCAGUCUAUCCUACUACAAAGACCAUCACCAGCGAGGGUCCAUUGAAAUUGAUCGAAAUUCCAAUGUAGAAGUUGGCAUAAGUAACCAGGAAAAGAUGCAAACUGUACAGAAGAUGUUUAAAUGCAACCCAGAUGAGGUGAUGUCCCUCAAGACAACUAGCAGGGAAUACUUCCUCAUUGGCUAUGACAGGGAGAAGAUAAAAGACUGGGUCUCCUUCAUGUCAUCAUCUUGCCAGGAUAUAAAAGCAGCACAUCAGGAUACAGAGCAGGAGAAACUCUCCCUGGAUGAUGAAAAGCCCUCUUCCAACUCCAGCCCUCUCCCUGGUCCUUCCAGCACAUGGGAGGCUGUCAACUCCAGCUCUCCAAGGGACAGUCUGCCAGACAUGAAUUUACUGGAAAAAGGUUCUCCAGGAUUCAGGCAAGCUGAUCUACCAGAUGAUGUCUUGUCAGAGACCCCUGAAGAUACGGAAGAAGAGAGUCACUACCUGAGUCCUCGUAGUGUUCUUUUAGAGCUGGAUAAUGUUAUUGCUUCCAAUGAAUCCAUUGAAUGGGAUAGUCCAGGCCAGGUCUCCAGAAGAAUGGACUGUCAUUAUAUGUCAAUGAAAUCCUGUUUUUUCAAAGAGACAUCCCAUGAGUCUGCAGAUGGCGGCAAAGAGGAACCCCAGACCUUACCGGAGACCCAGGAUGCGAGGCUUCACGUGCAAGAGCAAGACUCAGACAGCGAUUCGUGUCUUUCGCCGGCCAGUGCAGACGCGCAGGCCACAAGUGACCAAAAGGGGUCGGCCUCCCUCACAGUUGUGCAAUUGUCCAUAUUAAUCAACAACAUCCCUGAUGAAAGCCAACUGGAGAAGCUGCAUGUGUUCCUUUCUCCUCCUGAUGUCAUAAACUAUCUCACUCUCAUAGAAGCCGCAGGACGCAUAUGUGUGGCUCACUGGGGAGGUCCCCCGCGCCUGGGAUGCUUAUUUCGCCAUGGAGAUCAUCUUUUGGCAGUGAAUGACCUGAAGCCCCAGAGCCUGGAGGAGUUUUCCUUGUUUCUCACCCGAUCCAUCCAGAAGGAGAAAGUAAAACUCACCAUCAUCAGGAUCCCAAAUUCCGAGAAAUUCCAUGCUGUAGCUUGUGGGUGCCCCUUAAAAUAUCAAGGUGUUGCUCCUUGUCAACUGAAUAAGUCUGGACGGGAGAGGGAGCCAAAGAGGAGUCCAGCCAUUAAAAAGAUCCCCCCAAAAGAGUCCUGAGAGAAACAUGCCUGGGACCCACUGCAGCCCAGCGAGGAUGGAGCCAGGGCUCUGCCUACCCCGUGACACUAAGCAAGUCAAGUCGGCACUCGCUGAAUUUCUAUAUCUGCAUCUUAACAGCAGGGAUAACUGUCCCCUCUGUGGCUACCACAGUGGAAAUGGAAGGCCUCGAUAUUAUCUGAGACUUGGUUCCAAACACCACAGUCACAGACUGGGUCAGCCUCUCAAGUGGUACACGCUGUAUGCUCCACGAGGUCAUCGUCCACACAAUCCCUUUGUUAAGGAAUGUACGGUUGGAAAUACUCCUUCCAGGAAGGCAAGGUUCCCAGGAGAGAUGUGAUUACCCGGUCAGCCUUCCCAAACACCUCCUGCCUCUCAUCAUCCCCUCCAGAGUGCUGAGACACGGCAACCUCCUGGAUUCAAUAAGUAUCUUGUUUUCUUAAAGAUCCAGUAACUUUUUUUAGAAGUCAAGGCCACUUGUGGUCAUAUCCAGCAAAGAUCUGUCUGCUGUAUGAAAAAUAAGGGAACUACUUAGCACUUCAAAGUUUGAAAGUUCUUAACCAAAGGAUGCAUUAACUAAUACUGGAAAGCCAAAAGAAUCAAAUCCUUUGUAUAAAUAGGAAGACCAAGGUAGACAGCUAAAGCACUGAUCAAAUUGGGGAAUGUUAGAGCAAAAGGAGGCUUCAGGAACAAUAUCUUACAGUGUUGUCAUGGCACGUGGAAGAAAUCAUGGUCUGGAACCGGGCAAGACUUGCCUGUUCUGUGGCUCCGGGCUUCCUAGCUGUUGACUAGCAGAACCAAGACUCUAAAACCAGCUGUGGGAAGCAAAUGUCCUGAUUCUCACCUGGAAAUUUGGACUUAGAUUUGAAAAGACUUUCCACACUUAGAAGAGACGUUCAGAAAUAUAAUUCAUUUUCUGUUAUCCACAUUGUUAGGGAAGUAUAAAAAAGUUUUAUUUACAUGCCCUAUUGGACCUACUGUUUCUACUUCUAGAAAUUUAUCACGCAGAAACACUCACACAAAUACAUAAAGAUACCUGCCAAAAAGAAGCUUACUGUACCACUGUUUGUAAUAACAAUAAAACAUCAUUUGGGGAUUGCUUCCAUAGGAUUUCAUGUAAUUAACACUGCAGAUGUUAAAAAGUUCAGCAUGUGCAGUUAUAGAAAAAUGUUCGUGCUAUAUUAAAAUGAGGAAACCAACGUAUAGUACAGUAAAUAUACUAUCGUCUCAUUUUUGUAAAACUAGAUUUUUGAUGUUUGCAUCUAUAUGUAACAUUUUUUCAACUUGAAUUAGGGAGAGAUACUUACCCCGCAGUUUAAAUUGAAGCACGUUGCCUGACACAUAGUGUUAGUUGUGCUCCUAUUGCUCUGACAAGCUUUUUGGAAUUAAAAUUGAUAAUAACAUAGCUCACAUUAUUAAAAGAAUUAUCUCUGAGAAAUAUGAUGAAAGUUGGCCAUGGGGGAAGAGGCAUUUCUGCUAUGUUCGAAUUUUUUUGUUUUGCAUAUGAGCAUAUGUCACUUUUAUAAUAAAAACAUACAAGUGUGA
Nycticebus coucang (slow loris) is the source of this 3239-nucleotide messenger RNA. RefSeq names its product pleckstrin homology domain containing S1 (gene PLEKHS1). The coding region runs from base 294 to 1694 and encodes 466 amino acids. The transcript is spliced from 13 exons. NCBI's taxonomy places the organism in Eukaryota, Metazoa, Chordata, Mammalia, Primates, Lorisidae. The record is from RefSeq and is a predicted model, not a curated record.